AUGUAUUUGACAUUGAUGCAUUUGGCGCUUCUGCCGCUGGGAGUAAUUGGUGUUGCUGCGCAGAAUUCCUCGUACACGCUUCGAGAAGUGGGCGCUCGAAACACAGUUGACUGGCGAAUCUGGCUCGAGAAAAACGGCAACCCCAUCUCCCCAUGGCACGACGUCCCCUUAUACCCGGACAACAAGCCCGGUCCCAUUGUCAACUUUGUAGUUGAAAUCCCGCGCUGGACCGACGGCAAGAUUGAGACGCAGCGCAAUGAGCCGCUCAACCCCCUCUUCCACGACACCAAGAAGAAGAAACCUCGCUUCGUGGCUAGUUUCUGGCCGCACAAGUCGUAUCCCUUCUUGUACGGGUCCAUCCCCCAGACGUGGGAGAACUCCAAUAAAAAGGACAACUAUACAGGUUUUGUGGGAGAUAACGAUCCAGUUGAUUUAUUCGACAUUAGCUCCAUUUCGCCCGGAUACACAGGCGAGGUGAGGCAGGUCAAGAUUCUGGGGGGCCUAGCCAUGAUUGACGAUAACACGACGGACUGGAAGGUCAUUGCCAUUGAUGUUCGCGACCCGCUCGCCAACCUCGUCAACUCCGUCGAAGAAGUCGAUAAAUAUAGACCCGGUCUAACCAAGUCUUUCCACGACUGGUUUGUCUACUACAAAGUCGCCCGCGGUCAGGGCCUGAACACCAUCAUCGGGAACAACUACGUCAACGCGCGGUUCAUGAACGCCAAGCUCGCUGAGAGCCAUGAGCACUGGCGGAACCUCGUUUUGGGCAAGGAGGAGCGCGGGGAGAUUAAUAUCUGGCAGACUACGAACCCGCGCGCGUGCAAGUCGUAUGUGAAGUCGGAGGAGGCGACGGACAGGUUCAAGAUUCCGGCGAAGGCGAAUGUUUUGCCGGCGGCGGGGAGGCCCGCACCGUAUGAUAGGUGGUAUUAUGUUGAUGGGGAUUUUAAGUUGAUUACGGUGCCGGGGGAUGUGGUUGAGGUUGAGUAG
Molecule: messenger RNA, 987 nt
Organism: Pochonia chlamydosporia 170
Lineage: Eukaryota; Fungi; Ascomycota; Sordariomycetes; Hypocreales; Clavicipitaceae
Product: Inorganic pyrophosphatase
Exons: 7
Coding region: 1-987 (328 amino acids)
Biological process (GO): phosphate-containing compound metabolic process
Cellular component (GO): cytoplasm; nucleus
Molecular function (GO): inorganic diphosphate phosphatase activity; magnesium ion binding
Source: RefSeq, a predicted model, not a curated record